AUGGCUGCCAUUGAGAAGGGGAAUGAGGAUGCAUUCAAACCGUAUGACCAGUUCCUUCUCUUCGGAGACUCCAUCACUCAGAUGGGCUGCAACCAAGAGUUAGGUUUCGCAUUUCAUGCUGCACUCCAAGAAUCCUACAGUCGCAGAUUAGAUGUUAUUAAUCGCGGCCUGGCUGGAUAUACAACCGCCCAUGCUGUCAAAGUCUUUGAUAAGUUCUUCCCUUCGCCGCAGACGGCUAAUGUGCGGUUCAUGACCAUCUUCUUCGGUGCUAAUGACGCAUGCGUUCCAACCCACGAGCAGCAUGUGCCCCUGGAUCAAUAUAAAGAGAACCUGAAGACGAUCAUUCAGCACCCAGCAACACGCGCACAGAACCCGCACCUCAUUCUAAUCACCCCACCUCCCGUGAACGAGUAUCAAAUAGAGGAGUUCGAUGCUUCAAAGAACACCCCGUUCCCAAGCAGAACUGCCAGCCUCACCAAGUCAUACGCAGUGGCUGCUUGCGAAGUUGGUGCAUCGCUCAAUGUCCCGGUGGUGGACUUAUGGUCCGCUUUCAUGAAGACCAUUGGCUGGAAAGAGGGAGAUCCUCUAAUUGGGGCUCGUGAUGUGCCGAGAAAUGACAAAUUGGCAAGUCUUCUUACUGAUGGUCUCCAUCUGACUCCCGCUGGUAACCGCAUCGUCUACGAUGAAAUUAUGAAGGCAAUCCAGGCCAAUUGGCCCGAUCAGACGCCGGAGAUUCUUCCAAUGGUGUUCCCCGCGUGGGGUGACGCACCGAAAUAA
Penicillium mononematosum is the source of this 777-nucleotide messenger RNA. RefSeq names its product SGNH/GDSL hydrolase family protein. The record is from RefSeq and is a predicted model, not a curated record. Bases 1 to 777 code for a protein of 258 amino acids. NCBI's taxonomy places the organism in Eukaryota, Fungi, Ascomycota, Eurotiomycetes, Eurotiales, Aspergillaceae. The transcript has 5 exons.